AUGACUGCGGGGGCCGCACGGCGCGUGCGCAGCCUCACGUCCGCGCCGCAACCCAACCUGCUGCCCGCCCUCCCUCCCUCCCACCGCGCCCUGAUUGGACAGCGGCUCCCCCCUACGUGUCUCCUCAUUGGCCGGCGGGGCGCGCAACCCUGUGCAGCGACGUCUGGUCUGUAUCUCCUCCCCCCGUGUGUGUGUGUGUGUGUCCGCCUCUCCAUGGCCGCCCCGCUGUCGCUGCGGAUCGGUGCCGAGUGCCCGGUGACCCGCGCCCGCCUCUGCCGCCUGCGGCUCCCGCACCAGGCGCUUCACACGCCCGUCUUCAUGCCCGUCGGCACACAGGGCACGUUAAAGGGCAUCGCUGUCCCGCAGCUGGAGGCGCUCGGAUGCCACAUCUGUCUGGGGAACACCUACCACCUGGGCAUGAGGCCGGGUCCUGAUCUGAUCGCUAAAGCAAACGGGCUGCACGGUUUCAUGAACUGGAGGAGGGCCUUGCUAACGGAUAGCGGUGGAUUCCAGAUGGUGUCCUUGGUGAAGCUGGCAGAAGUCACAGAAGAAGGGGUGCGCUUUUGUUCCCCCUAUGACGGGGAGGAGAUCCUCCUGUCACCAGAGAAGUCGAUUGAAAUUCAAAAUGCACUGGGUUCAGACAUCAUGAUGCAGUUGGAUGACGUUGUGAGCAGUACUGUGACUGGUCCCAGAGUGGAAGAAGCCAUGUACAGGUCGAUCCGCUGGUUGGAUCGUUGCAUCGCAGCAAACAAGAACCCAGAGAAGCAGAACCUGUUUGCAAUCAUCCAGGGUGGUCUGGAUGCUGAACUGCGUAAGAAAUGUCUGAAAGAGAUGAUCAAGCGUGAUAUUCCUGGUUUUGCUAUUGGAGGAUUGAGUGGAGGGGAGGAGAAGGAUCACUUCUGGAGGAUGGUGAUGCUCAGCACUGAAUACUUGCCACGGGACAAGCCACGUUACCUGAUGGGAGUGGGGUAUGCAACAGAUCUCGUGGUUUGUGUGGCUCUUGGCUGCGACAUGUUUGACUGUGUGUUUCCCACACGGACAGCGCGGUUUGGCUCAGCGCUUGUUCCCUGGGGAUCGCUGCAGUUGAAACACAGACAAUACGCCAAGGAUUUCAAGCCUAUCGAUGAGGAAUGCACCUGUCCUACCUGCAAGAGGUAUACACGAGCAUAUCUCCAUGCCUUGUUCAAGAGUGACACGGCCGCACUCCACCACAUCACGAUCCACAACAUUGCUUACCAGUUGAACCUGAUGAGCUCCAUCCGUGAAAGCAUUCAGCAGAGGCGGUUCCCGGAGUUCAUUCAACAGUUUAUGAAGCGGAUGUAUGGAAGUGCCGACAAAUACCCCCGCUGGGCUGUUGACGCACUCAGCGCUGUCAACGUUAAGUUGGAGUAGAGGCUGUGGAGUUGGGAUACCCUAUCCUACCCUGGGAAGGCGAAGGGCUCAUCCAAAGGCACCCAGCACGUGGUUUCUGACAUGAUGCUGCUGUGUUCAACUGUCUGUAAUAUAAUUGUCAGCUAUAAACAAUUUUUAAAGGAAAA
Molecule: messenger RNA, 1538 nt
Organism: Amblyraja radiata (thorny skate)
Lineage: Eukaryota; Metazoa; Chordata; Chondrichthyes; Rajiformes; Rajidae
Gene: qtrt1
Product: queuine tRNA-ribosyltransferase 1
Exons: 11
Coding region: 1-1392 (463 amino acids)
Cellular component (GO): cytosol
Molecular function (GO): tRNA-guanosine(34) queuine transglycosylase activity
Source: RefSeq, a predicted model, not a curated record